This is a messenger RNA of Didymosphaeria variabile, 954 nucleotides long. RefSeq lists its product as uncharacterized. Gene Ontology annotation, cellular component: cytoplasm. The record is from RefSeq and is a predicted model, not a curated record. Bases 1 to 954 code for a protein of 317 amino acids. NCBI's taxonomy places the organism in Eukaryota, Fungi, Ascomycota, Dothideomycetes, Pleosporales, Didymosphaeriaceae. The transcript has 4 exons. Gene Ontology annotation, biological process: butanediol biosynthetic process. Gene Ontology annotation, molecular function: (R,R)-butanediol dehydrogenase activity.
AUGCGCGCGGCAAGAUAUUAUGGGAAAGAAGAUAUCAGAGUGGAGGAAGUGGAGGUCGACCCGUGUGGAGAUGGUCAAGUCAGAGUCGCACCGAGCUACGUCGGAAUCUGCGGUACAGAUCUCCACGAAUUCCUCGGCGGACCCACCUUUGCCCCCGUAACACCACACCCCUUGAGCCGCGAGAGUAUUCCCAUUACGCUCGGCCACGAGUUUUCCGGCGUCGUCAGCGAGAAAGGUGGCUUCAUCGGUCUCUCGGGUGGCGGAGGCGGACUAAGCGACUCAGUAGUUGUGCCUCAGGGCUCAGUGCUGAGCUUGCCGGAGCAGAUACCGUUGGAAAUUGGCGCGCUGGUUGAACCUCUCAGUGUCGCAUGGCAUGCUGUAUCUGCUGCAGCUUUGCUACCCGAAUCUACCGUCUUGGUACUAGGAGGAGGGCCCAUCGGAUUAGCAGUGGUGCAGUGCUUGGUCGCAUUGAAGACCAAGAAAAUUAUCAUGAGCGAGGUUUCAAAGACAAGACAACGGUUCGCGAAGGAAUUCGGCGCACACCACGUCCUGGAUCCGAAGACCUAUGAUCUAGUGGCCAUUUCUCGAGAGCUGAGUGGACAAGGUGGCCCUGAUGUAGUUUUCGACUGUGCCGGUGUACCCGCGAGCCUCGUCACGGCGUGCCGAGCCGUGAAACCGCGAGGGACUGUCGUCAAUGUUGCAAUUUGGGAAAGAGAAGUGCCAUUCCAGCCUAAUAUGCUGGUGUUCAAGGAAGCGCAUUAUACAGCAGUGUUAGGGUACCAGAGAGAAGACUUCCAGGCUGUUAUAGACCAUUUGGCCAACGGAACCUUGAAACCCGACAAGAUGAUAACGAGUACCAUAUCUUUGGAUGAUGUAGUUGAAGGAGGCAUCAAAGCUCUUAUAAAAGACAAGGAAAGUCACGUAAAGAUAUUAGUGAAAGUGGGUGGGCCAUAG